This is a messenger RNA of Oikopleura dioica, 1344 nucleotides long. The record is from the annotation of a GenBank genome assembly. Lineage: Eukaryota; Metazoa; Chordata; Appendicularia; Copelata; Oikopleuridae.
AUGAGCGGACUCUUUAAAAGUCCCCAGACGCCAACCAGGGAGCCUGCUGCGUCGACGGCCGCUUUGAUGGCGUCGAAUCAACUCCAGAAUCAAGCCCUGCAGUUUUCUAUGCUCACGCCUAUGAUGCUCGGCGGAGCUCAAGCUCCAAUGCAAUAUAUGAAAGUCCAACAACCGGCCAUGCAAGGGCUGCAGCACGUGACGCUCCCUCUGUCGGCCCAUCUUGGAAAUACACAGCUCGGCCCAGUUGAAAGCGCCCUCGUCAGCAGCGUCUUGAACAAGGAGAAAAGCUUCCGUCCGAAGAGAGAAACGCUUCGCUGCGAAACCUGCAACGUCAAUUUCAACAGCCAGGGACAAGCUGACACCCAUUAUCGAGGGAAGCGACACGCCAGAAUCACCGAGAUCAGACGGCGAAAGAGAGAGCUCAAAGAAAGGGACUCAAAAGAGGCCGUUGAAGCAGCUCCACCAACAGAAACCAAUCCUGAAGCAAGCGCCAGUAUCACGGCCGAACAAAGCACGAUGAACGGGAUCUUCAAACAAGAGCAGGCCGCUAGCCUCAACGCAGAAAACUUGGCUCUGGAGGCGCAAGUCGAGCAAUUUGAAGAAGCCAAGGCCGAGAACUGCGAAGUCGAUGCCGCUAGAAUGGCCGAAGAGGACAAAGAAAUGAUGUGUGCUGCGAACGAGAAUGGCUCAACUAGCUCAAAUCAGCCGCUCUUUCCCCUCGAUCCGUUAGAAAUCCGAGAAGAAACCGAGGAGGAGAAGAAAGCACGACUUGACAUGGAAGAAGAGGUCAAAAAGAUGCUGGAAAACCUACCUCCUUACGUCAAACGAGUUGUCAGAACUAUCAAGCCUCUUGACGAAAGUCUUCACUGCAAGGAUUGCGACGUGUGGGUCAAUUCUGAUACUCAAAUGAAACAGCAUCUCGGCUCAUUGCGCCAUAAAAACACAAUCGCGGGGAUUCCAGUUCCUCCUCGUCCAGAUAAGAUCGAGCCUGUCAAGCCCCGGUCAAACCACCAGUACAAAUGCGAGCUAUGCCACGUCACGCUUAAUUCGGAAGUGCAGCUUCUGCAGCACUUGCGCAGCCAAAGACACAAAGCGACGCUAGAGGGUAAACCGCCAAAACCAAGAUGGGUUCCGUACGAGCGAUUCCGGGAGCAACAACGAAUCCAGGCCAAACUCAAACUGCAAUCUGCAUACGCCGCCGCUUACCAACCGAUUCUCGUGCCCAACUUUACGCACAUGCAGAUGGGCCAACUCGGGCAGACGCAAUUGGGAGCGAUGCAAAAUGUCCAAAACGUACAGGGAAUGGCCCUGCCCCCUGGAAUGCAGUUUGUUCAGCUUAUGUAA